Messenger RNA from Eremothecium sinecaudum, 936 nucleotides. RefSeq names its product cytochrome b5 reductase family protein. Bases 1 to 936 code for a protein of 311 amino acids. Gene Ontology annotation, cellular component: endoplasmic reticulum; plasma membrane. Lineage: Eukaryota; Fungi; Ascomycota; Saccharomycetes; Saccharomycetales; Saccharomycetaceae. The record is from RefSeq and is a predicted model, not a curated record. The transcript has a single exon. Gene Ontology annotation, molecular function: oxidoreductase activity.
AUGUCGGAUAAGAAUGGUAUGGCAAUCUUGAACGAGCCAUUACAUGGUAUAGUGAUUCCAAGUAUACUUUUUACCGUUGGCCUUGGUCUGCUGACAUAUUUGACGGAAGAUGUAAAAUAUCUCACAAUAGGUAUCACAGCAUUAGUGCUUUUCCUAUCAUCAAGAACUUACAUCGCAUUCUCUCGGAGAAAGUCUAUCCAUGAAUCUAAAUGGAAUCCAUUAGAGUUGGAAGAAAAAACUAUUAUUACUAAGAACACUGCGCUUUAUCGCUUUAAACUUAGAACCAGUUUAGAGACUCUAGACGUUCCUCCAGGAUACCAUUUAGCUGUAAAGGUGCCAGUCGAUGGUAAAGAUCAAAUUAGAUAUUAUACACCAAUUUCCAAUAAGUUUGCAGCUGGGUAUUUUGAUAUAUUAGUUAAAUCCUACAAGGACGGUAAGGUCUCUAAAUGGUUUGCGGGUUUGAAACCUGGCGAUACUGUGGAUUUCAAGGGCCCAGUAGGUAGGUUUGGUUAUACCACUAACUCCUCUAGGCGGAUUGGAAUGGUUGCUGGAGGUUCUGGUAUUACACCUAUGUUAAGCGUUCUUAAUGAGAUUGUCACUACACCCGAAGAUUCCACUAAGGUAAGUCUUAUUUAUGCUAACCAGACUGAAAAUGAUAUAGCUCUAAAAGACGAGUUAGACGAACUUGCUGAGAAGUAUCCUAACUUUGAAGUCCAUUAUGUUUUAGACAGCCCAAGUGCCGGAUGGGAAGGCGAUGUCGGAUAUGUUACUAAGGAACUUAUGAUGAAAUAUUUGCCUCCACCAUCUGAAGAUAACAGAUUGGUAAUUUGUGGGCCUCCACAGAUGAAACAAUUAGUUCUAGACCUUUCAGCAGAGAUUGGCUGGCCUAAAGGUAUGAUGAAAUCGAAACCUGAAGAUAAAGUGUUCGUUUUCUAG